Pieris macdunnoughi is the source of this 2529-nucleotide messenger RNA. Lineage: Eukaryota; Metazoa; Arthropoda; Insecta; Lepidoptera; Pieridae. The record is from the annotation of a GenBank genome assembly.
AUGAUUUGUGAAAUAAUCCCAAAAAAUAUGUGGAGAUAUAUUAAUUCCUCGGAAAACCCGGCUGAUUGUGCAAGUCGUGGGUCGACAGCUCUUCACUUGACGAGUCUUUCGCUUUGGUGGCACGGGCCUGAAUGGUUAUCUCAAUGUAAUCUCAAAGAGCAUUCUGAAAAGCCUACAUAUACUACAGAUAUAGAUCUGAAAAAGAAAAACCUGGAAAUAUCUGAACUUUCUGUCGCUAAGGUUUUAAAUAAAAAGAGUCAAAUACUAAAUCUUAACCCCGUUUUAGACUCAACUGGAUUGCUCCGAGUCGGUGGACGGCUGAAAAACUCAAACAUCGAUCCUGAAAUGAAAUAUCCUAUAAUUAUUCCAUCACAAUCGAAGUUAGCUGAGCUUAUUAUAGACGAAGCCCACGAACUUGUAUUUCAUGGUGGGGCUAAAUUAACCGCAGUUAGAGACGAUUGGCGUUUAAUUGUUUAUUAUGAUACAUAUCCCUAUCAAGAAGGUACGGCCGCACUCAUGAAAGACAUUCAGUAUCUCAAAACAAUAUGCUCUAUGAUAAAGGAACAACUGACACAUUGCGACGGUAUCACGUUACAGCUCGAGCACGAGUUCGAUGAAAUGAAACAUUAUAAUGAUAUUGUAAUUAUGAGUAACUCGUUUGAUACGGGAGCUAAGCGCCAACGUCGUGGUUUGAUAGACGGAGUAGGUUAUGUUGCUAAUAGUUUAUUUGGAUUAUUAGAUCAUAGGUUUGCAGAAAAAUAUGAAAAAGAUAUCGAUCUUUUAAGAGAGAAUGAAAAUCAUUUAUUUAAAUUGUGGAAAAAUCAAACUUCAGUCGUGGAAGCUGAAUUAAAUCUUAUGAAAAGAAUGGAAAGUACAAUGACUAAACAACAUAAAAUAGUCAAUCAAAAACUUAAUAACCUUGAGAACUCAAACCUUAUUCUUAAACAAAAAAUACAAAACGCAUCUUUUAUCUCGGAUUUUAUAACCUCGGCAUUUAUAACUAACAACUUAUUAUAUAAUCUCAGAAGAAUACAAGACUUUAUAUUAGAUACAGUAACGAAUAUUUACAGUGGUAAAUUAGAUUUCCAUUUGAUAUCUCCAAAACAGCUGAGGUCAGAAUUAAAUUUGAUAUCUGCACAACUACCCAGUGAUUUGGCGUUGCCGGUUGACAAUUUCCACUUUCAAGAUAUUUAUAGUUUAUUAAAAGUUAAAACAAAGAACACUAAAAAAUAUUUAAUAAUAGAAAUAAGAAUACCCUUGGUGGAAAGAAAUAUUUAUGAAAUCUUUAAUCUCAUUUCAAUCCCACGUAUCUCAAACGGCAGUAUGGAGACAGUGAUUCCAACCUCUAAUUUAGUGGGUAUCAAUAUACAAAAGGACUCGUACAUAACAAUCUCGGAAAGCGAUUUUCAAUCAUGUCUAAAUCAGAACCCUACAACUAUGUUUUGUCAUAUUAGAAAUCCUAUUCGGCACUUAAAAGAUGACCAUGAUUUAUGUAAGACGAUUCCUAAUACAAGAAUUUGUCAAACAACUUUUUCACCAUGUAGGAAUCAUUGGCGGGAAUUAUCAUCCCCGAAUAAAUAUUAUUCUUUUUGUUGUAAAGAAUGCAACAUAAAAUUACUCUGCGAACGUCAAAUUAAAUCAACAAAGGUAUCGAAUGCGGGUUUGUUGAGCGUUAUGGAGGGUUGUAUAAUAAAAACCAAAGAUUUUCAGGUCUAUUCUCAUAAAAGGUUGUCCAGUAACAUAAGUAUUAGUUCAGAAUUUGAGGCAUUAGAAAUGUCGCCAAUAAAUAACAUUAUUAAUAUAUCCAUCUCAAAAUUGCAAACUCAUGAUCUUGAUUCGAAUAGCUCAGAAGACAUUCGACAAUUUGAAGAAAUAAAAAGAAACAUUGAAAUCUUGAAACAGAGCGAAACAUUAAGCACCAAGAUAUCCUACCAUGAUGUUCACCAUUAUUUUAUUAUAUAUGUUUUAAUCGCGAUCCUGGUUGUUCUGGCAAUAAUUGCCUAUUGGAGACGGUUGCGUCGACGAGCUUCUGCAGAGCCGGCGGUGGAGGCUGUGACCAGGAGUAUAGAAGCCACAUCUCUGCCAUCUCCACAACCCGUGAAAAGUGAUAGUGUUGUGAGCAUUCCACCCAAGGGAUUUGAGCUUAUUCUUCACAUAGAGAGCUCAAUCACGACUUGCGGUUUGGUUCAAGACCGAAACCCCAGUCUUGAACCACCGAUAACAUACUUCAGAGUAGUCGACCGACUCGGCAUAGGCCGUGGUCCUAAAAUUGAGAUUAUCCGAGGGGGCUUACGUCAUAAAUACCUGGUCCUUCGUCUGCAAUCCAUCUACGGGUAUCCCAUAUCCGUCAAUGUCUACGUGGGUUGCGAAAACAAGAUGCAAUUAAAAACAAUUAAGAAAACUUCCGUUGUUGCUACAACAAUAAAAGCAAUAACUACUGAUGCUACUACAGACUUAGUAGAGAAACUUGGACCUGGUUCUGAUGCUUCUGAUACAAAUUCAACUGCUGUUCCUACUACUAUUGAAUAA